AUGGCUCGCAUCAAGCACCCUGCCACCUCGGGAUAUCUCUGCAGUCCCAGACCUCACAAACCUACAACACCCACUCCUCCAGCUCAGCCACCACGAACAUGGCCUUACAACGACUCUCGCCUCGCCUCCUACCACCCCGACCUUAUUCAGGAAGGUGAUCAUCGCCUAAGUGCUCUGAAUGGCACCUGCAACGGUGAAUACUUCAAUCAUGUCCAGAAAGCGAGAGAGUACGCCGAGCGGCAAGCCACUAGGACUAAGAAAGGCACACAACCUAGUCCUGUCUGUCAGUCUGGAUUACGAUUCCAUUGUUUUGGCCGACAUAUCCCCAAUGAGGAGAUCGAGAAGUGGACUGCAGCGUUGGCUGCGGCAGCGAAGAAGGGAUGGAAGCAGCGAAUGGUCGCCAGGGUGGAUUCUGGUGUUGUCCUUGACGAGGUGAAGUCUGAAACGGUUUCUCCUCGUUCGCCACCAUCAAGGGAUGCAGUACCGGCCAAGUCAGCAAUGAAGAAACGCAAGUUCAACCCUAGUGAAGUCGUGGCAGAAACCUACCAACAAGCCAAACGUGUCCGUAUCGAUGGGGAUGACAACGACCAAACGACUCGGCCAUCGUCCUCGAACACGAUCGCGCAACUUUCGACCACCUCAACACCUGAGCAUCGCACGGACACCAAGCUCCGUUUCAACUUCAAAAGAAAGGAGUUUCUUGAUAUCACUCGCCCGCCUCCUACCGGCCCAGAAGUCGAGACGAUGUCUUCCGACAGCGAAGCGACUAUCUCAGACCCUGAAACGUCCUCUGCGACAGUCACGGCGGACAAUGCAUCAGAGAGUGCCGUCGAUUCCUCACCAUGCGGCACUUGCAAGCAUAAGAUCGGGGCCUCCGGUUGUCUGUGCGAGGGUUCCCAACGUCCAGGUCCCCUCCUCCUCGCUGCGCCAGUGCACGGAUCAGCUGGUAUCGAUUUGGCUCCUCUGCAAGCGUCUCAGCCGGGCCCGGCGCAGAAUGUAGCGUCUUGGGACGUCCUAGUGGAGGUUGCGAGGGGAGAGUAUCACGCGAUGAGGCUUGAGCAACAGCAGUGGCUAGGGCGAGAUGAGGCGGCCACGACGCUUGUGGCGUUGAGGGAGGGAAUAGAUUCAAGGGAAAGGGACGAGCUGUCGACUAAGAAGCGUCUCUGA
This is a messenger RNA of Recurvomyces mirabilis, 1167 nucleotides long. RefSeq lists its product as uncharacterized. The transcript has a single exon. Bases 1 to 1167 code for a protein of 388 amino acids. The record is from RefSeq and is a predicted model, not a curated record. Lineage: Eukaryota; Fungi; Ascomycota; Dothideomycetes; Mycosphaerellales; Teratosphaeriaceae.